This is a messenger RNA of Ostrinia furnacalis (Asian corn borer), 3632 nucleotides long. It is a transcript of the gene Nhe1, whose product is annotated as Na[+]/H[+] hydrogen exchanger 1. Gene Ontology annotation, biological process: sodium ion transport; potassium ion transmembrane transport; proton transmembrane transport. The record is from RefSeq and is a predicted model, not a curated record. The transcript has 7 exons. NCBI's taxonomy places the organism in Eukaryota, Metazoa, Arthropoda, Insecta, Lepidoptera, Crambidae. Gene Ontology annotation, molecular function: sodium:proton antiporter activity; potassium:proton antiporter activity. Bases 208 to 2241 code for a protein of 677 amino acids. Gene Ontology annotation, cellular component: membrane.
AGCUGCUAUUUUUGACAGUUUCUUUCUGUAUCAAUCAAUUGUAUUUUUCUCGAAAAUGGAAACAUGAAAUUGGAAAUAUCCAUCUACAAUAGUUUAGUUAGUGCUAUUUGUUUGUAAAUAAUUUAUUAACGAUUCAUCUUACAGUCGAUUUAGAAGAGCAAACAAGCAGUGUCAUUUGUAAACCUCGGGUUUAUUUCUUUCACAAAUAUGUAUGUUGAAAAACAGUUUUCAUGGAUUAUUUUACUCUUUUUGGUGGGAUUCACGUAUGGAGAUAUUGCAUCGACGCAAUUAACAGACGAUACAUCUCAGACAAAGCCUAAGAAUGUUGCUUGGGAUAGCAAUGUUUCUGGUGAAAGACUGUCAAGGUCAAAAAGGCUAAGCGAUAGUAAUUCUAGCGAACCAAAUUCAAUGACCGAAAUAUCAAAAUCUUCCUUUUCCUCUACAUCUACAUCUACAACUGAAAGCUCCCAUAUUGUCUAUGAAGUCGGACCAUCAGAUUCAUCAAUAUUAGCAGUUGUUCAAGUGAAUGCAUCGUCAUCAUCAGCAACACCGAAUGCGUCAAUGCCUAGUCCCUCUGAUGCCGCGCCUUUGCCUGAAAAAAGUUCAGCAGAAGAUGAGCACAACAGUUCUAUGUCUAUAUUUUUUGUGCUGUGCAUACUUGCCCUGGGAAUACUACUGAUUCAUCUCAUGUUGCAAACUGGAUUCUCAUAUCUACCAGAAAGUGUUGUUAUAGUAUUUCUAGGUGCACUUAUUGGUAUGAUUAUUAAUCUUAUGUCCAUUAAAAAUAUAGCAAAUUGGAGGAAAGAAGAAGCAUUUUCCCCUACAGCAUUUUUCUUGGUAUUGUUACCACCUAUUAUUUUUGAAUCUGGCUAUAAUCUUCAUAAGGGUAAUUUCUUUCAAAAUAUUGGAUCAAUAUUAUUAUUUGCUAUAGUUGGCACAGCAAUAUCAGCAUUUGUGAUUGGAGCUGGAAUAUAUUUACUGGGCCUGGCACAAGUUGUGUACAAAUUAAGUUUUGUGGAAUCAUUUGCUUUUGGGUCUUUAAUAUCAGCCGUAGACCCUGUCGCUACCGUGGCCAUUUUCCAUGCUCUGGAUGUUGACCCUGUCCUGAACAUGUUAGUGUUUGGUGAGAGUAUUCUUAAUGAUGCUGUGGCUAUUGUCCUGACCACUGCAGUGUUAGGUUCCAAUGAUCCCAUUAUGUCAACAGGAGAAGCUAUUUUAUCAGCUAUUAAUAGAUUUUGGCUAAUGUUUUUUGCAUCUGCUGGGAUUGGAGUUCUGUUUGCUCUUGUCAGUGCUCUUUUACUGAAACAUGUUGACUUACGGAAAAAUCCUUCACUGGAAUUUGGAAUGAUGUUAGUUUUUACAUAUGCCCCGUAUGUUCUAGCUGAGGGCAUUCACUUAUCAGGCAUAAUGGCAAUAUUGUUUUGUGGGAUUGUAAUGUCUCAUUACACUCAUUUCAACUUAUCAACAGUUACUCAAGUUACUAUGCAACAAACAAUGAGAACCUUGGCCUUUAUUGCUGAAACUUGUGUUUUUGCAUAUUUGGGACUGGCUAUUUUCAGUUUUAAACAUCGUGUAGAACCGGCACUUGUUGUAUGGAGCAUAGUGAUGUGUCUUCUCGGGAGAGCUGCCAAUAUCUUUCCUCUUGCAUUGUUAUGCAAUAAAUUCCGAGAGCAUAAAAUUACCAAAAAAAUGAUGUUCAUAAUGUGGUUUAGUGGUUUAAGGGGAGCUAUUUCCUAUGCAUUGUCUCUGCACCUGGGAUUUUCAGAUGAAACUAGACAUGUGAUUAUAACAACCACUCUCAUUAUAGUUCUGUUUACUACCUUAUUCUUUGGGGGAUCUACCAUGCCAUUACUGAAUUUCUUACAGGCAAACAAAAAAUCUAAGAAGUCACGAUCACUGCGCAAACAGAAAGAAGUCAGUUUGUCGAAAACUAAGGAAUGGGGACAAGCUAUUGAUUCUGAACAUUUGUCAGAGAUAACUGAGGAAGAACUAGAGGUAAAUUAUUCUCAUGCAACGAGAAUAAAAGGCUUUGUGAAAUUGGAUAUGAAGUAUUUAACUCCUUUCUUCACCAGACGAUUUACGCAUCAGGAAUUAAAGGACUGUAAGAGCCAAAUGACCGACCUUACAAACCAAUGGUAUCAAGCUAUAAGGAUAACAAACGAUCGCGAGACAGAUGAGGAAGAAAGCCUGCAACCAAGUUCACUAUCAAAUUCGCGUAGUAGCUUACAAAGAGGUGUAUAGCUAAUGUAAGUGGAUCAUAGCUAACGUAAAGUGAAACGUUACACGUAACUAUUACAAUAUAUUCAUUGUUUAUGUAUUUAAAUUGAAUGAGCAGGGUGGAGUCAGCAACAAGGAAAUAAAUGUAAAUAAAUUAAAUACCUUUAUAAAAGUUCGGGCGAGGAAAUUUAAAAAAAAGUGAUCUUUGGACGAAAAGUUAAUGGGUUAAAGAUCCUGUUGGUGAGUAGUUCGUAGUUCAUUGAUCAAUCGAUUGUUGGUGAACGGUUUCACAAUCGAAUAAUAUUCAAUCUAUAAAAUUAAGAUGACACGCUUUUAUGACACAUGCCUUAUACAAAAAGGUCUUAUAUUCAUUGAUUAGUAUCUGAAAGAUAUUUCCAGAACCACAUUUUGGAAGAAAAUAUUAAAAAUUGUAGCCUAAGCUUGGUAUUGGUGGUAUUGUAUUGUACGAUGAAUUAGCUUGGAUGUGACAUUACAAUAUAAUAUACAGGCGACAGUCCAUAUAAGAUAAACAAUGCGGCGUCUUACGUAAUUGCAAGAGCUACUUUUCUACAAAAUGUAUAGAAUGAUGUGCUGUCGACUGUACCUAUGUAUUACGAACCUUAACUUCGAAGUCCUAUGUUCUUUUGUUCCAAUGUCAGCUUAACUUUCCCCCAGGACAAACUUGACCUUCACUGGUUGAAGAUCCUGGCUACACAGGAGUUCCAAUGGUGGGAUCGAACGAGAGGUGGGAAUAGUCCUGCGCACCUAACUACCUAUUAUGUAUAGGUACAUAAUUAAAUUUAUUGUCUCGUGGCAUCUCCACCCUGUUUGACUUGAGAAUUCUUGUCAUUCCUGGACUAAAAACUUUAUUAUCCUUGUAAAAUUGUGUUUUAUUUACUUUAAAUGUAUAAUAAAUUAUACAAAAUAUUCUUGAUUUUAGUCAGAGGAAAUGUGAUAAUAAGUAAUUUGAUUGUUAUUAAGUAUAUUACCGACAUUUUGGUUGUUUAAUGCCAAAGUACCUGCUGUUUUAAAAGAUGCUAUACUUACAUAAUACAGGAUGUCUGUCUAGUAAUAAUGAGGCCGCUAACUAACAAACUAUUUUUUUUUAAUUGAUAACAAAGAAUUAAGCUAUUCUACUGAAUUCAAAAUGAACAAUCCCAACUAAUAUUAUAAAUGCGAAAGUAACUCUGUCUGUCUGUCUGUCUGUUACGCUUUCCCGCUUAAACCUCGCAACCGAUUUUGAUGAAAUUUGGCAUAGAGAUAGUUUGAGUCCCGGGAAAGAACAUAGGAUAGUUUUUAUCCCGGUUUUUGAAACAGGGACGCGCGCGAUAAAGUUUUUCUGUGACACAAAAAUCCACGCGGGCGAAGCCGCGGGCGGAAAGCUAGUAUAAUAUAAUCUAGAAGAUUAACAAAAU